AUGGCGAGUCAAAGAGUUGGUGAGGCUGGUUUUUCCAACUCAGGACCCUCACAUCAUCAUCACCACAAUACUAUGCCUUACGCUGUUUUUCGUGGGCUCAACCCUCCUAGUACAUCCUUCAUUAAUCAAGAAGGAUCUGCUUUUGAUUUUGGAGAGCUAGAGGAGGCUAUUGUGCUGCAAGGAGUUAAGAUCAACAAUGAUGAAGCCAAAACACCUUUAUAUGCAGCAACCGUCAGGCCUGCAGCAACUCUGGAAAUGUUCCCUUCUUGGCCCACUAGACUUAUUCAGACUCCUAGAGGAAGUUCAAAGUCUGGAGAGGAGAGUACUGAUUCAGGUUCAGCAGUAAACACACUAUCGAGUAGAGCUGAGGCCAGACUGGAACCGGAAUCCCCCAUCAGCAAAAAAUCAUCAUUGGAACCUCAAGGACUUGAGCAGAAGCAUCUUCAGCUACCAAACCAACAGCAACAGCUAGAGAUGGCUAAUGAUGGCUCGAGAGUAGAAAUGCCACAGGAUCAUCAACCAGCUGGUGGAAAACCCACAACUGAAAAGAGAAGAGGGCCUGGUUCAACUUCAGAGAAAGUGCUCGAUGCUAAGACAUUGAGACGUUUAGCACAAAAUAGAGAAGCUGCGAGGAAAAGUAGGCUUAGAAAAAAGGCCUAUGUACAACAGCUAGAAACAAGCAGGAUAAGGCUUACUCAACUUGAACAAGACCUUCAACGAGCCCGUGCUCAGGGAUUUUUCUUGGGUGGUGGUGGUGCUCCUGGUGGGAACAUCAGCUCAGGAGCUGCGAUAUUCGAUAUGGAAUAUGCAAGAUGGCUAGAUGAUGAUCACAGGCACAUGUCAGAGCUUCGAACUGCUUUGCAAGCUCACUUAUCAGAUGGUGAUCUGAGGGUGAUAGUUGAUGGAUACAUUGCACAUUAUGAUGAGAUUUUCCGCCUCAAGGGAGUAGCAGCCAAAUCUGAUGUAUUCCAUCUCAUCACUGGAAUGUGGACUACUCCUGCCGAAAGAUGCUUUCUUUGGAUGGGCGGUUUUCGUCCCUCUGAGCUAAUCAAGAUGUUAAUAACGCAACUAGACCCUUUAACGGAGCAGCAAGUUGUGGGGAUAUAUGGUCUCCAACAUUCUUCGCAACAAGCCGAGGAGGCUCUCUCGCAAGGAUUGGAACAAUUGCAGCAGUCUCUGAUUGAAACUAUAGCCGGUGGCACUGUCAAUGAUGGGAUGCAUCACAUGGCUGUUGCCUUAGGCAAGCUCACCAAUCUUGAAGGUUUUGUCCGUCAGGCCGAUAAUUUAAGACAGCAAACUCUUCAUCAUCUGUUGCGAAUAUUGACAGUUCGACAAGUGGCACGAUGUUUUUUGGUCAUUGGAGAGUACUAUGGUCGACUCCGAGCACUUAGCUCCCUUUGGGCAUCACGGCCAAGAGAGACUAUGAUUGGUGAUGAGAACUCUUGCCAAACAACCACCGAUUUGCAGAUGGUACAAUCUUCCCAGAAUCAAUUCGCCAACUUCUGAUCCUAGCUCAGAGUAGCCUGAUAGAGUAUUGAUGUUCAAAUCCCAUAGCCUCCUCCCAUGCCUCUUAGCUUUAGGGCUUCCCAAUCUAUAUACUUUAGAGGAAGUAGCAUUUCUUGAAAAUUCUAGCUUGUUAAAAUCCUCGACUUGUAUUAUUAUCUUGUAAAUGUAAA
Messenger RNA from Coffea eugenioides, 1676 nucleotides. RefSeq names its product transcription factor TGA9. NCBI's taxonomy places the organism in Eukaryota, Viridiplantae, Streptophyta, Magnoliopsida, Gentianales, Rubiaceae. Bases 1 to 1506 code for a protein of 501 amino acids. The transcript has 12 exons. Gene Ontology annotation, biological process: DNA-templated transcription; regulation of DNA-templated transcription. Gene Ontology annotation, molecular function: DNA-binding transcription factor activity; sequence-specific DNA binding. The record is from RefSeq and is a predicted model, not a curated record.